AUAAGAUAGGUCCUCAAUGGUUGGUGUAGAUGCAAUUGUGGGCCAUAUAAAUACUGAACCAGAAGUUGAUGGUUCAGUGUGAGUUCUGGUGGUGAACAUGCGUGCUGCUUUGGUUCUGAUUCUUGCGGUGGCCGCCGUGGCGGCGAUGCCCCGCGAUGGCCCGCAGAAGAUCGUGGGCGGGUCGGUGACAACCAUCAACACCUACCCAUUCGGCGUGGCCAUGCUGGCUGGCUCCGGCUCCUGGUUCAGUCAGUCCUGCGGUGGCACCAUCAUCAACAACAGAUCCGUGCUCUCAGCUGCUCACUGCUUCGUACGUUUGUCUGCCGCCGGCAACUGGCGCAGCCGUGUGGGCUCCACCUGGGCCAACAGCGGCGGGUCUGUCUUCAACACCGCCUCCAUCAUCCGCCACCCCCAGUACAACCAAAACACUGAGGACAACGACUUCGCUAUCGUCCGCAUCUCCGGAACCUUCAGCUGGUCCUCCACCGUAGCUGCUGCUAGUAUUGCUGGUGCCAACUAUAACCUUGGUGAUAACCAGGUCGUCUGGGCCAUCGGAUGGGGUACUACCUCUUGGGGAGGUCAGGCCUCGGAGCAGCUGCGCCAUGUGCAAGUAUGGACCAUUAACCAGAACGUGUGCGCCAACCGGUACGCGUCCAUCGGCGCGCCCAUCACCGCCAACAUGUUGUGCUCAGGAUGGCUGGACGUAGGCGGUCGCGACCAGUGCCAGGGUGACUCUGGCGGUCCUCUUCUCCACAACAGGGUCGUCGUCGGCGUCUGCUCCUGGGGCCACCAGUGCGCCCACUCCUUCUUCCCCGGCGUCAACGCCCGCGUCUCCCGCGCAUCCGCCUGGAUUACCGCCAACGCCUAAAUGUUUUAUCAGGUCCUGCUCUAGUAAGAAUUUAGCGGCAGUGAAGCUUCAUGUUACUUCAAUAAAUGUUUAGCCAUAA
Pectinophora gossypiella (pink bollworm) is the source of this 947-nucleotide messenger RNA. RefSeq names its product trypsin CFT-1-like. Bases 98 to 868 code for a protein of 256 amino acids. Gene Ontology annotation, biological process: proteolysis. Gene Ontology annotation, molecular function: serine-type endopeptidase activity. Lineage: Eukaryota; Metazoa; Arthropoda; Insecta; Lepidoptera; Gelechiidae. The record is from RefSeq and is a predicted model, not a curated record. The transcript has 4 exons.